Prorocentrum cordatum is the source of this 3122-nucleotide messenger RNA. NCBI's taxonomy places the organism in Eukaryota, Dinophyceae, Prorocentrales, Prorocentraceae. The record is from the annotation of a GenBank genome assembly.
GACAUACCGCCGGGCUGGCGGCCACGGGCAUAUCCAAUUCGUGAGUAUCGAGAAGCGCUGGAGAUAUGGAGUCGACUCACACGGUUGGAACAGUACUACGGACAAGGAAAAGGCUAUCGCAAAGGAAAUCGCAAAGGUAAAAGACGUGGCAACGGCAAAGGAUACGAUCGAGAUCGGCACCGAGGCUAUCAAGACAAUCGAGGAUCUCACGACCAUCAUCGACGCGAUGUUCCACGUUUCGGCAGAAGCGACUUCCAGCAGCGACAGCAGAAAGGCAAAGGACGUGGCAAGAAAGGAUAUCGAUCAAAAGGAAAAGGCUACGACCAACGACGACAGUUCUAUCAAGACACUGAUCGCGAAGACGACGCAUAUGGAAGCUACACGACUUUGCCGGCCAUCCAUGAACAUGAAGAACCAGAUUCAGGACGAGCCAGAGGAGCUUGCAGCAUUGCCAGCCUCUGGCAACCCGUUCAAGAACUUGGCGGUCAUCAGCGGAGUCAACGUCAUCGGCCUCAUCGUAGACCCUGGAGCAGAGUUGGCAGUUGCAAGGACCGAAUUCAAUUCGAUUCCAGAAAUGUUCUACGCGACCUACACUUGGCUACCGGUCAUCACGCCCGAGAACUACGACGCUUUCGAGGCAGCAAUGGCCAAAGAGUUACGAGAAUCAGAAAUGCCCAUGUUGAAGUUCAUGACCUCACACGCUGUCAAGAUCAAGCAGGACGGCCGAAGGAACAAGAAGGACACUACGUUGAUUUCGACUUUCUGUCUCAGUCAUUCUGUGAAGCGCUGCAGCUGCAAGAAGGAGCACAUACGUCUUCAAGGUUAUGAUAAGGAGACGCAUCGCAAGCGGACAGCAGCAGCAGCAAUGUUUUCACAGAAGUUCUGUACGGCACUCUGCAAGGACAUCUUGGCCCUGGAGUCCAAGGAACCAGGAAUCUCCUUCAACAAGUUCUCAAGAGCUUUCCCAGCAGCAGCAGAUGACGAGGCAGAAGAUGAAGCACCAUUAGCUCAGUUACCAGCACCAGCAGGACCUAAGUCCUUAGACGACCUCAUGGAAGAAUUCAAGGACAUCGACACCAAGAGCACCAAGAUCACGCUCGACACCUUCACGCCCACGGAAGCACAAUGGAUCAAGGCAGCGAUUCUUUCCAUCACCGAUUACACUAUGAGUUUCGGCGUUCCUGGGACACCUACCGGACGGAUUUUGAUGUUGCCUGGUACUGGUAGGCCACCACAGGCACGAGUUCUAUGUCAUGCUCUCAGCCAAGUUUACAUGACCAGGACUGUGACAUCUCAAUGCCAUAUGUCGGAAGCACACAAGUUUGACGAGACUGAGUUCAGCAAUCCUGAUGACUACAAAGAUUGCAUCAGAUUUCUAGGCAACAAGGACGGCCACUACCACAUGAGCGUAGUCAAGGAUUGGAGAAGCGCACCUGAAGACGACAUAGACACCACGACGACGAUCUACAUCAUCACUCUCCUCGGCGUUCACCUUUCGGACAUUAUACUCGACGCCAUCGAGAAGAUCGAGAUCAACGGCCGUGUCUUAUCACGGACGAAGCCCAACAUGGAACUUCGGGAGCUACCCAAGAAGUUGACUCAUGCCAACGAGAAGGAUCGUGCCGGACUACUGCGUCUACUUCAUGAACGCUUCUGGCACAAUUCUCCAUUGGACAUGAUGAAGUUGCUGCAAGCCAUGCUCUUACCUCAGGCUAUCUUUCUACAGGGCAUGGAGAUUUGCAAGGCUUGUGAAGUUUGUCAGCAAUGGGCUAAACGUCACAUACGACCUCAGAUUAAAUCGUUUCUGGCUACAGUGUUCAACGAGAUGGUACAGCACGAUUUGUUCUUCCUCUGGGAUGAAACGUUCAUGAUUCUUAUUGAUGAAGCUACUAAGUGGAAGACUGGCGACCACCUCAUCAACAAGACGGGCCCAGUCUUGGUGAAGGCGCUCAACUACCUUUGGAUACGCAUUUGGGGCGCGAUGCAGAACCUUCUCACUGAUCAGGAAGGAUUGGAUCUCAGUUACUCCGACAUCUGCUACGAGUGUUGCGCCGGCCACAAUUGCACUCUCAACUAUGGCGGCAGCACUCCACAGUUGGCCUUGACUGGACAACUACCGAGGAUGAUUGAGAUCGACAGCGAGACCAUCACGUCCAUGACGGGCGCCCUCGAGAAGCGUCCUGACUACAUGGAGUCUAUGUCACGAUCGGCAAUAGUCAAGCACCAGGGCCAGCCGCUUAUCAUUCCUCUACGACAUCUUCGGCGACACGUUCUCACCGAGCACUACAUCACGGAGCUCAACAAGAAAAAUGACAUGAGCAUCUUCUACAUACACUACGACCUGGUCAACCCUACGAUGGUCAAGGCAGCGGCUACCUUUCUGGCACCAUAUCAGAUAUAUGCCGAUGGAGUUUUGGUUCCUUCGGAAACGCUGUACGACCUGAUGGACUUAGUUGAUGGAUCUACGCCCACUAAGAUAUAUUGGUUUGGCUUGGUAUGGCAGCAAGAGCAGUAUCGAUAUGUUCCCAGUGAAGAAGCUUGCGAUUCAUGCAAGCCUUUGGCCCUGGGCAUCAAGAUAUUCAGCGAUACGUUUAAGCCUGUGCAUGGUAUCUUGUACGGCUCACAAGUACGCACGCCGCAGCUCAACGUCCCAGGCGACCAGACCAUCGACAGCGACGACGACAUGGAGGAGAUACCAGCUCAUGUCACCACCACGACCACCGACGACUUCUACGGGGAGAUAUCAACCAGGAGCUUCUUCAUCGUCAACGGACUUACCAGCGGCUACGCCGGGUACGUCCUCGACACAGGCAAUGAGGUGAUCGUUUUAGUCAUGACUGUUCAUGUGGACGACUUACAGAUCACUGGCAGCAGAUUCUAUCGCGAUUGGAUACACAAGAAGUUGGAACUAUUCAACGUUGUUUCUCUACAGACCAAGCUACAAAGUCCGACCAUCAAGGACCUCCUGGCGAUCAACGCAGUGAUCAAGAGACUCAAGAAAAAUCCCGAGAAGUUUGGCAUCUACUACAGGAAGCUCAAGGCACCACUACGGAUCUCUUGUAUUACGGACGCCUCUUCAGCCAACAAGAACAGCAAUUUCGCCACAGAAGGAGUCACGAUAG